UUAAAGUUACCAGAAUUUGAUUUGAUUCAGUACUUCCGUCUGGCCUGGUUUCGUUAACGAUAUCUUUAGCUUGCCGAAGAACAAGCAAGACUAAACAAUGCAAUUCAUUGUACUAGUUGUUGUAGUUUUUGCUUACGGGGUAGUGCAAGUUGUUGACGCCCAACAAGUCCUAACAGUACAAGUAGCCUAUUUUUCUGGUCGUCCUGAUCCCAAGUGGAAAGUAACUCCUACUUCUCCAAACUACGCCAAUAUCAUCAAGGCGUAUAAUAACGCCAAGAAUACGAAGAUGACAUUCCCUCUUACAAACAUGCCCAACAAGUUUGGAUACAGAGGCCUCGUUAUCAGAGAAGGCGCUAACAAGCAAGACUUAAAGCUAGUGGUUGGACUAAAGACAAAGCAGUUGCAAAAGCUGUUGCUGCAGUCAGCCCCUAAAGGCAACUUGAACCCAACCCUUCUCAAAAAGAUUGCUUCAGCUAUUGAACAAGGGGUGCAACCAGCCAACAUUGGACGAAAGAAGCGUUACACGUUGGAAUUUCCAGCUGAAGGUUCGGAAUCCAAUUGGAUAAAACCUCUUUUUAUGCGGGAAAACAACUGCUACAAUUACGCCAACGACGUAUUGAAUAUUGGGGAAACUUUGCCGGCAGAGCCAGGGGUUGGUGGUGGCCAAAUUUACGCGAAAAUAACCCCGGCUGAGAUAAAGGCUGCUGCAAUACGAGAUGGAUUGGUAGAAAAGCCAGCAGGCCCUGGAGAUGCUAUCCCAAACAUAGAAGAAGCUGAAGGACAUUUGGUAGCACUAUUUGUUGCUGAGGGAGAUGACAGCGACUACCAUUGGCUUCGUCGCGAUGGAAAUCUAAAGUGGUCUCAUAAACAAGGUCAUAUACUCAGCAUGCGGCCUCCAACAAAUAAAGAUGCCAAUGGGGCCGAGAUCAAAGAUCCAAGAACAGCAGCCAUGAUAUAUGGGGAGAACUCCCCACAAUAUAAAUUUGUUUGUUUUAUGUCAAGCAAUAAGGAUACAGUCAAAAUUAUAGGACUACCAAGGCCAGAAGACGAUUGAUUGCAGACAUAAAGCGAAUCAAUCAAUUGCCAUGGCAUGUUAUGGUUACUGAAAAAUAACAAAAKGAUAAAGCAUACUGUCGUAUGUUAUGCUG
Messenger RNA from Actinia tenebrosa (Australian red waratah sea anemone), 1148 nucleotides. RefSeq lists its product as uncharacterized. NCBI's taxonomy places the organism in Eukaryota, Metazoa, Cnidaria, Anthozoa, Actiniaria, Actiniidae. The record is from RefSeq and is a predicted model, not a curated record.